Messenger RNA from Phycodurus eques (leafy seadragon), 4750 nucleotides. RefSeq lists its product as uncharacterized. The record is from RefSeq and is a predicted model, not a curated record. Lineage: Eukaryota; Metazoa; Chordata; Actinopteri; Syngnathiformes; Syngnathidae. The transcript is spliced from 3 exons. Bases 636 to 995 code for a protein of 119 amino acids.
UUCAUAUACAUGCAGUAACUAGUCGAUAACUUGACUCAACCGACAAGGACCAAAAGGUCGACACGUUUCAUUUGAUCAUUUCUGUGAAUAGGCAAUUUACGAGCUGUAACAGUACCCCAAAAAAGUUGAAAAUCCAUUGAUGAAUACGUUUGCGAUACCUUGAAUAACCGACUCAUAAUUUCAGAUGUUAAAUCCAUUGAAAGGAUGAAUUAAGAAUAUAAAGACGAGAAACGUUGUUGCCGUGAGGCGGCGGAACCCUUGAGCUAGCCUUCGUUUGUUCCUACCCGGACCACAAAGCGGGCGCGCACUAGCCGAUUAACGCUAAUACGACAAGCAAAGAUGCUAAAGCGUGGCAUUGAUCGCAUAAUUCGCUCACUUUGAACCGCGCGCGCAUGUGCUACAGGCCGUGGGUGUUGAAUUCCACCACCGAUGCAGCUAACGAGCAUGUCGUCGAUGGUUAGCCGUUAGCACAAGCCGUUAGUUGGGCGGCUAACAGCGAGCCCGUAUGUGGAUUUGGACUCCAGUGGACUAUUUUGUUUUCUUCUUUUUUUGGGACUCCAUUAAUGGACUUUGUGAUGUUUUAAAAAAAAUGCGCUUUUUCUUUGAACAAACGCACUCCAGUUGGCCGUGUCGCUAUGGUAAGUGACGCUGCAGAGGCCCCUCGCGGAGGUGAGCGGAUGCUGAACAUUCCGGAAGCUUCUACUUUUCGCCAUGUCGCCAUGUCGUCCCCAAGUGGUGCCGCCCCCGCCCCCGCCCCGCUGGCUUCCAAGGCGCUGUCCGAGUCGUUCGCCCGCCUGCGCUUCCUGGACACGUCGUUGCUGGUGUGGCAGCAGCAGCGGCAGCGGGCGGCCACCGCUCCGCCGCGUCCGUCCUCCUACCUCAGCCGCAGCCAGUCGGCCUGGUACAGCAGCUACGGGAACAGCGCCGUCGUGGUCCGCGACAAGAGCUGCCUGGAGGAGCACCAGGGACGCUCCCGGGUGUGCGCGCUCAUGUAGCGCACCGCAACGCAACCGGCCUGAAAACUUGCCUUGCCUGAGUUUUCUUUUUCUUAUGUUAGGAUGUGAUCACACACGCGUUGCCAUUGACGAAAAACGUCAACGUUGAGAAAGGAGCAAGUUGCAACUGCCGGUCGUACAAACCUCUCUUUCCCGGUUCUUUUAUUCCGGUCGAGGUAGAACUUCAAUGAUUAGGCCGGAUGAAAAGCUUCACGAUUUAUUCGAAAAUACAAAGUCAAACAAUAAGCUCGGCGAAGGUUCAGCGCUGGGCUCAGACCAGCGAGCGCGUUGAAGAGACCGCAGAAGUUCUCGUCCGCUUGUUUUCUGGCCAAAACUGCCGCCCGUCGUGACGUCACGCAGCCGUCGACCAAUCCUAGCUGCAGCCUAGUGUUUGGGGUCCGAUGUUCCCACCCCGGCACCCAGAGACAGAGCGUGCUCCACUUUCUACAACUUUACUGCGGAGCGUGGUGGCCAUUGCUAGAGAUGCGUCAGUACGCCCGCCAUAUUGAAUGUGUCAGUUGUACUUCUAUCGAGUGGCACACACACUACCAACGCUCUGAGUUACCGAAGGUUCCGGGUUGCGGUGAGCGCGCCCGGAGUGAACUUCCCAACGCACCCUACGUUGAUCUGGUGUGCGUUUGUUGAGUCGGUGCGAGAACAUCGACUUGCCCAACGUGGCCGCCACGUCAAGUCUUCCAAUCGAGGGUCGGAAGGGCUCCGCACACAUUAUUGCCAGUCUGUGUCCGAGGACGAGGACGUUCCCGUCGAGGAGCUGUCGUCGGACGAGGAAGACGAGCUGCCGCUCAAACGACUCGCCCCGCCGCCUGAGGCCCCGCCUCCGGCUUGCUUCUCUGGAAAGAAAAAAACAAAAACAUUAAGUCACAUCACCGAGACCAAGACACCUAGUAACCCAGGCCCAGGCGCAGGCCCAGGCCCAGGCCCAGGCCCCUCCCCACUCGGGCUGCACAAUAUUGGAUAUUGUGAUUUACUGUAACCUUGUGAUGUGAAAAAAGACAGGAUAAAAUACUCGCGCCAUUUGAAAUCCAGAAAAUAUUAGUCUUUUUCCCCUUUGUAAUUCUUUGACAGUUUAAUAGUUCAGUUCAGUAGAAAUAAAGAAGCUAUUGUGCCAAGUCUACCUCUAUUUAAAUGCACUGUAUUAUUGAGCAGCUAAAUGUCCAGCCAGUCAUGAAGUUAUUCAUUUUUUAUACUGUCGUCUGUAUAGCACUAUUCAUUUGUUGUCAAUCAAUCUGCAAUUUUGGCUUGCACAUCUUGUAUAGCGACUGGAUUUGAGUGCACAAAGCGCGGCGUGAACCUCGCGCCCGGAUCGGACUACAAAGAUUUCCGUCCCCUCGCUGGGCCCAUUUGGAACGCCAAAAGACAAAAUCCAAAACCCACGAUUUGGCCCCGAGAUGCCAAAACCGGCACUGGGGUAUUUAAGUACAAUUUGUAAAAGGUCCAGAUCGCGAACAUUUCUUGAAGCAAAGAUCCGGGAGGUCAUCUGGUGCGAUAUACAUUUAAGUAGUCGUGUCGCAUCGACACCUGCUCGUCGUCAUAAAUACAUCAGUCAAAUUCAAAAACCUUUUGGCAACAACUGUGGAAUUUGUACAAAAUAAAAGUACGGCCGCAUUUCCGAAUAACAGCACGUAAAUGAAGAGAGAAAGUUAGGUCUUCAUCCAGCCGUCCAUUUUCUUAGCCGCUUCUCCUCACGAGGUUUCGCGGGCGUGCCGGAGCCUAUCCCGGCUGUCAGCGGGCAGGAGGCGGGGUACGCCCUGAACCGGUCGCCAGCCAAUCGCAGGGCACAUACAAACGGACAACCAUUCGCACUCACAUGCACGCCUACGGGCAAUUUAGAGUCUCCAAUUGAUGCAUGUUUUUGGGAUGCGGGAGGAAACCACGCAGGCACGGGGAGAACAUGCAAACUCCACACAGUCGGGGCCGGGGAUUGAACCCGGGUCCUCAGAACUGCGAGGCUGACGCUCUAACCGGUCGGCCACCGUGCCGCAAGUUAGGUCUUCAGAUAAAUACAAAAGUGGGACUUUCCUCUUUGCCGUUUCAAACAAUUUGACAUAUUUUAAUUGAACAAACCGUUUCAGAGGUUAUCUAUAUUCCGUACCGCUUAUCCUCCUGACGGGUCGCCCCCACGCCCCGGACCGGUCGCCGGCCAAUCGCACGGCACACGGAAACAAACAACCAUUGGCGCUCCCGUUCACACCUACGGGACAAUUUACAGUCUUCGAGGAACCUCGUUUUAGAGGUUACGUUCUGCGUUUUGCUUCACAAUGGCGUUUGACAUACGCGACUUCCCACGGAGAAGCGCAAACACGAAUGACUCUGGCCGUUCCAUCGGCUCCAGAUGUUUUCUUGCUCCAUCGGUCGUGUUCUGAUCUUUGUCCGUCUGGAACUCAACUCCCACGCCGUCUCUCUCGCUCUCUUCCCUGCUCGGUUUCUCGCGCAGUCGGUGAUUACCGGCCGAGAUGCCCAUUUGAUUGGCUGAAGUCGCACGCGAUUGGUCGGUACAUUUCGGCAAUACCGUAAAGCCUGUCACGCUGCGCAGCCUAAAAUAAAAGCACCCCGUAUGUCCCGAAUCAUCAACCUUCUUUUUGAGCGGAGACCUCUGCUUGUGCAUGAAUUGACAUCCAAACAUUAGUGCUAGCGUUAGCAAGCGAGUUCUGUUGCCUGCUUACUAGCCGUAUUAAAAGUACGUGAACUUUAGCCCGAGCGCUGCCCGGACAUCCUCCGAAGCACCGCCGCACCUCCGGGCUGCUCAGUGUGUCGUUCAAAGGCUUAGAAUUUACUGGAAAGUGUAACAUCUAAUUCGGUGCUCAUCUUAUGAGGAUGUCUAGCUUUUCUUAUCACCGUAUGCUAGCACUUAGGUCAGCAGCCAUUGGUUGUUUACUUGCGCUUCACAGCAAACAGCAGCCGGGUGUGACAAAUGAACACGGUGAAGCCAGAAUGUUUGGCGGGCACUAUACAAAGUAUGAUUGCGAUUGGUAGAAUGGGUACCCGAGUUCUUUUCCCCUUCAUGGUCGGGACCGUCGCGAUGCGUCUAUCGCACAUUGGUGCCGCCUAGUGCGAGACUCCUAGCCCAAGACACAAUCGGAGACAUCUAGUCCGAGGCUACGCUUCACACUGCAGCGCAAGUCCCAUGUUUUUGAUUCCGAUUUUGGCAUCGCAUCCGAUACGAGUGCAGUAUGGACGCUCACGCUGCGCUCAAUCCGACUUAGACGUCAUCCGAAGGCGACAAAGGUCGCAAUUGUUGGACAAAACAGACAAGGAGCAAACGCAACGGCGGACGAAGGAGCAGAGAAGAGUCGGUGGCCGAAAGAAGACGCUUCACAAACGAUAAAUCGAAGAAAAUGUGGGCCGCGCUUGCACAAAAUCCUAGAAAUCGCCACAAACGCGUCUGGAGCAGACCUACGCGAGGGGCCGUAAACUCGGCGCCUCGCGUUUGCGCGACGUCCUGCUUCGUGCGGACGCGUGUCACGUCACGGAGGCUUUCCGUCCACGCUUGAAGUCGCAUUUGCUUUUGGAUGUGAACGAAUACAGCAAAAGAUCGGAAUUGGACAUCACGCCCUGCAGUGGGAACGUAGCCUCAGAGACCUUGUCGGUCAGUCCAAACACACCCAGUUACAAGUCACCUUGCCCCAAAAAACCUAGUCUAAGACAGCUAGUCAUGUAAUUACAAGGUAGCCAGUCUAAGUUACCUAGCCACCUCGUCUAAGUAGCUCGUUGCAGGAAGGACCGGAGGUAACAAG